AUGACGGGAUCGACUAUGGCAAGUCAAAGGCAACCACAAUCAGGGUUUGCCAUUAGUGAUAUUCUAGAGCUAGACAGACAAACCAAUGAAGACAUAGAUCCCAUCACGACAGAUACGUCGAUGUACUCACCUCAUCAAGACAUGUCGUUUAAUUCGAGGCAUCACUGGCUCCAUCAGUUAUCAGAUCCAUCAGGCCUCCCUUCCCACCACCCCCAUCUGGCCGUCCCGCCUCCCCACGCCGUCCAGCUGAGUCCCGACAGCACCAGUCCCGCCGUCUCGGAGCGGUCCAGCGUCGACCCGACCUCCCUGUCCGAGCGCGACCCUGCCCCGGAUUCCCGCCACCCCCGCAACCAGCUCGACUCCUCGACGGAGGCGCUGAGCGAGAACGAGGCCGAGGAGCAGGAGGAGGGAAAAGACGGCCAAGACAGGCAAGCAAGGCACGUCACACAAGAAGCGCAAGAGGCGGGUGCUGUUCUCGAAGAGCCAAACCUACGAGCUAGAGAGGCGGUUCCGGCAGCAGCGGUACCUGUCUGCGCCGGAACGGGAACACCUGGCUUCCAUCAUCAGGCUGACGCCCACGCAGAUACAAGACCAAAAGGGCACAGCACGAAAAAGGGAUGCACGACCACCAAAGCAACCCCAUGCCCUCCCCAAGAAGGGUAG
Molecule: messenger RNA, 663 nt
Organism: Phaedon cochleariae (mustard beetle)
Lineage: Eukaryota; Metazoa; Arthropoda; Insecta; Coleoptera; Chrysomelidae
Source: the annotation of a GenBank genome assembly